Molecule: messenger RNA, 344 nt
Organism: Prorocentrum cordatum
Lineage: Eukaryota; Dinophyceae; Prorocentrales; Prorocentraceae
Source: the annotation of a GenBank genome assembly
GAGGCAGCCAGCCACGACAAGAUGAUCGCGCAGGUGGCCGCAGUGGGGGCACUGGUGGUGGCCGGGGAGACGCGCGAGCUGCCCCCCUACGCGCAUGUGCUGCUGCAGGAGCUGCUCGGGGAGAACAUGGGCAUCAAGGACGACCUGGUGGAGCUGGGCGACCCGGAUCGCGAGCUGGACUGCGGGGCCUGCUACCUCGUGGACGGGAACCACGCGAUACGGGCGGCGUGGUUCGCGGGCAACGGCAAGGAGCAGAGGAGGUCGGCGAAGCUGGCGCUAGCCGUAGGGCUGUUCACGGGCGCGGAUCUGGGCUCCCGCCGUCGCAUGUUGAAGCGCAACCCCCG